Danaus chrysippus (African queen) is the source of this 504-nucleotide messenger RNA. The record is from the annotation of a GenBank genome assembly. NCBI's taxonomy places the organism in Eukaryota, Metazoa, Arthropoda, Insecta, Lepidoptera, Nymphalidae.
UUGGAUCAACUGGUCACUGGAGCCAACUCGGCUACUUCGUCGAGCGUAGUUUUCGAUUACGAAGCACAGAGCUGGCUUUUCUGGGUAAAAGGGUGGUACCCGUACGCCAACACGCUGAAUAGCUUGCUACGUACACGUGGCUUCCAUCCGGCCGCCAUCUUGUCGAUCCGGGGUCGUCGUGGGCCUAACGGUCUAUUACCGGCUGAGAUCGACACAAUAACGGAAGGUCAAAGUGCGGAGCGUACGGAGUCUCCAAAGUAUCGUCAUCUCGCUCACGCUCGGAAGGCUACCGUUGAAAAUAAAAAGAAUACGUGCACAAUGAUGAAUUCAACGCUAAUUGAAAACGUAAUAUGCACCGAUAUGAUCGAGAUGGAGGCGCCGGCGGCCCGCCAUACGAAUACGGAUGUUGAACAACCGACUAUGGCCGAUAUUGCGAAAAAAGGAGAAUGGAAAACACAGAAUACAAAAUCUAGUGAGUGGAUUACUGUUCAAAACAAAAGGUGA